This is a messenger RNA of Rhipicephalus microplus (southern cattle tick), 4791 nucleotides long. RefSeq names its product FK506-binding protein 15. NCBI's taxonomy places the organism in Eukaryota, Metazoa, Arthropoda, Arachnida, Ixodida, Ixodidae. The record is from RefSeq and is a predicted model, not a curated record. Gene Ontology annotation, molecular function: peptidyl-prolyl cis-trans isomerase activity.
GCCGAUAAUCCGGCAGGCACAAGAAUUCUAGGAGGCGUUGGUCUCUGCCUUCACGGCGGCCGCUUGUUGACAGUCAGUUCGAUACUACAACGGAGGGGUGGUUACCUCCGAGGAGCUCGACGAUUGUUCGAAGUUGUUACACUGCCGAGUUGCAUGCGUUAUGAAUAAUAGCCAUGCACUUUACUAACGACGACGAUGAUGCCGAUUUCGCAGUACAACCGGGAAGCUCGAAACUUGCAAAUUUAUUUUCUGAGAAUGACACUGCGAAAACUGGUAACAGUUCACUAACGUAUACACCUCCGAGGCAACCAUCCGUCGGCAAAAGUGCUGAUAAACAAUCGGCCUCGUCCGGCGUCUUAUCGCUACUAUGUGCUGCUGCUGUACAGGCAUUCAAGUAUGAAGGAAAAAAGCCAAGCAACCAAGGAAAAUUAGGUAUUGCAGUGCUAGGAAACCAUGACACAACAGAUUAUAGGCUUAUUUUAUACAGAGAGAAGCAGCAACAGGUGGCUCUUGCUGCGAUUAAUGCACAGUUUGUCAUUAAGGUACAGGGUGACAAUUUCUUGAGUUUUGUGGAUGAGAAGCGCUUCAACUGGUCUGUGAAGUUCGACAGCGAAGCAGGAUUUAUCAAUUUUGUGAAGCAGAUUGUCAUAGCAAAAGCUGAAAGUCAUGGCGCUGGCCUUGUCGACCUUGAAAACACCAUAAGCCAGGACCUAAUCCUUGGUGAUGGAGAGAGUGAGGCUCUAAAAAUUGGCAGUACCGCAGUAAUUAAGUACACUGCUUGGGUGCUGCGUGACCACAUCCUCAAAAAGGUUCUUGACACUACUGACAUUGAUGAGCCACAGAAGCUCAAGCUUGGCAGGGGAAAACAAGUCAAGGGUUUGGAGGAGGGCCUUGUUGGAUGUAGAAACAAUUCUCGCCGGUUCCUGGUGGUGCCUCCUUCACAAGGUUAUGGCUCCAAGGGCUUGGGGACCACUGUACCACCAAAUGCCAUUUUGGUGUUUGACAUAUCUGUUGGACCUAUUAGCAAGUCAAAGUCCACUACGAAGGACAGCACACCACGAUUGUCCACUCCUGUUUCUGUUGUAGCUGAGGAUGCUGACAGGAAAGAUGGAAGGAGUUAUUCGCAUGGCAGUGUGGAUGAACCGGCCCGUUCUAGAGCACCUUCUGCUCCCCUGGACUGGCCACCGCAGCAGCAGCCAGCCACAACUUCAGCCACAGCUCUAGCAGCAGUCGGCAGUGGUGAGAGCGACAAAGCACGGCUACUGUCGCGCAUGGCCAAAAUAGGAGCCCAAAUGCUGCCCAUGGCCGGACCAGUGCCAGCCCAGCCCAGCAGUGACUCUGAAGCGGAGGAGGAACGGCCACUAGUGACUCAGCAGGUUCCUGUGGCAGUGCCUUUGCCACAACCCAGUUCUAGAGGAGGCUCUCCCAAGCCAAUGGUAAAACCACGCACCUUCUCACAGCACUCUGUAGGAGAUGCAGUGGCACACCCUACUCUGAUUCCACCUACGCUGCAGCCCACGGUCAGCUCCUAUGCCCCAGCAGCCCCCAUCAUGCCUGCAGCCCCACACAUGGCCUUGUACCAAGCGCAGAGUCAGCUUGCAAGUACACUGGCUGCCUACCCUUACCAGCAACAGGGCCUCCUCCUGCCACCAGGAGCCCACUCCUACCCUGCUGCUCCGGUGCCAACAGCCACAAGUGUAGCAGUUGACAUGCAGUUACCUUUGCUGCUAUCAGAGACACGCUCACAGAACACAGAAGUCCGACUGGAUAUUUCCAAGCUAUCUGACAAGGUGGACACAAUCCUUGGAAAGCUCGAUGCAGUGAAGUCCCAGCUGCCUUCAGCUCCACAGUUGGGCUCUCACAUGGAUAGUGAUGUACUUCUUUACAACAUUCAAAGGAUAGUCCAGGAAAAUCAGAAGCUUAAAAACGAUAAUGGCGUGAAAGACCACAAGAUCCAAGGACUUAAUGAGAAGAUCUGUGACCUGCUGCAGAAAAACCAGAGGCUCAUGGAGGUGAGUAACAGCAUGUUUGAGCAGAGGAGUGAUGCUUUGCACAGCUCUGCAGCCAAUUCCCAGGCGCGCCUCUUGGCUUUGGAAACGGAGAAGAUGGAGGCUACCGAGCGCCUUGCCUGCGCGCUCUCUGAGCUGGCUACACUAAGAGCUGAGCUGACCGAAAGGCAGCAGAAAGAAGGCCAGGCUCAAAAGGAGCUUGAGGAGCUACGAAGUACAUCUGAAGGUAAAGUAGGCACGUUGAAGUCAUUGGAGGACAGCCUGAAAGAGAAGGAAGAACAGAGAAAACAUCUGGAAGAGGAGGUGCAGCGACAAAAAAAAGAACUGUACAACGCAACAUAUAAUCAUGAGAAGAAAGUGGCAGCAGUGAACGAAGCCCUUUCCUUAUGUCAGAAAGAGUGCGACAAUCUUCGAUCGCAAAUUAAUCAGCUGAGAGAUUUACACCAGGAAGAAGUCAAUUCACUCGCAUCAAGGAUUUCUGAGCUUGUUGCUAAAGGAGAAUCAAAAUUGAAAAAAGUUAUGAAUGUGCUAUUUAAGCUGCUUCAACUAGAGUUUGCCAGUCAAGAAACCUACUCAAAAGACGAAGCCCUGGAGAUCAUCCUCACCACCAUCAGAGAGUACACAGAAGAAUUCCUCCGGCAGGAGAGACAAGCACCUUCUGCAAGUAGCAAUAGUACUAGCAAAAGUUCCUCUGCAUCCACUGCGAGCAAUAGCAGCACUGGAAGCCCACCAGCCAGUGGCCCUAUUAAUGCCACUGCUAGCGCCCCAGCUAUUAAGGCUGCUGCACCACAACUGCAAAAAAACCUUGGAGAAACUGAAAAAUCGGAAAACAAGAACCAUGGGAGCUCUGAGACACCACUGGUGACAGAAGAGCCUUUGUCAACACCGCUGACGAUGGGCCUUGCUGGUGAUGAAAGGUCUGCCCAUAGCAGUGACCCCAUGGAGGUUGCACCUGAAGAUUCCGGCUUGAAGCUCUCUGUAGCCAAGGUGCCUGAAACAGCUGCAGAACCUGUGCACCUUGAUGUGCCAGUCGCCCAAGCUUGUGAAGAGAAAGAUGCAACCGACGGUACCAAAGAAAAGGGAUUGGGUGAUGCAGGGUUAUCAAGUUCGGCUGGCGGUAAGACUGGACCCAUGCCUCCAGCUGACAGCAAGAGUGUUCAGCCUCAGGACUGGACUUCAGGAGACAAUGUCAAAACCCGUGACACCAUGAAGAAUUGGUGUCUGUUACUUCAGGAAUCCUUUCUUGCAUCGCUUCAGCAAGCUAGUCAUGUGUAUGGACAAAACAUUCCUCCUGUGUGGAUGACCUUGCUUAGUUUGGCUGCCCUCAUAGUAAGCCUGCUAGCUGUGAGGUAUGGCUUAUACUACUAAGCAAGUCAUGGAAACCACAACCGCCACCACCCCCACUCUUUGACGAAUAUGAUGAAGAUGAUUGGUUGAACUGAGCCUGGGCCAUUGAAAACAUCUUGCAUUACUGGGUUCUACUACUUGCUGACCCUUGUGAUUUGACCACUUCCAUGACUACUUUUUCACUAAAGCAGUUAUUUAAAAAAAAAAGCAUUUUCUGGACAGUUUAGAUGGCGCAAGUCAGUGCUAGCUAUAGACAGUAAUUGAUUGGCAGCAACAUAAAAGCUUGUCUAAACUGUAGUCUUUUCAUGACAUAUUGUGCCAAGGUACGUAUCAGAUAUAUACAUGGAUUGCAGAUGAAGGUGUGUAUGCAGCAAAUUCUAUGUCAGUUGAUAUAUUUAAAUGUACAAACACAUUUUAGAUAAACUCUUAAGAUGAAACUUUGGUGUGUCAUUUUCUGUAAGAGAUGAGACAGAAGCACGUCUCUGAAGAUUGUCACAGUUGUGACAGCAGUCCUGCGUAUUGUAAACAUGCAUGUCAUUUUUUUGCUACCAGAGGCAGCUUUCGAUUUGUAAAAAUUGGCAUUUAUAAUUCAUAGAUCAAAAUGCAUUUAUUGAAAAAUUGGUUUAUUUGAAAAGCAUGAUGAUAGUAUAUUUUUUGGUAGCUUUUCUUUAAUAAUUGUGUGGUGUGAUUUUUAUAUGGAGUCAUUAACCAGCCUAUUUGUUGUGGUUGCACAGACACGUGUGCUAUGUGUAUGUUUCCAUCAGGACAUGAACGAUCAUAAAAGGUGCCUGUCUCUCUCUUACAGCCACCACAGGGAGCGAGGGCAGCGGUAAAAUGGGAAGGGCUGUUUAUUUGUUUUUUUUUAGUAUUAUGGGCAGCACCGCUUGCAUUGUUGUGUGCACUUUUUAUCGAUGGACUUGACAUUUAUGGGGAGCUCUUGAGUUCUUCCUCAACUGGCAAGCAAGUAGUGAGGCGGAUAUCGAUACACACUGUGGUUCAAAAUGUAAUGUACAGUUUCUAUUUGCAUGACAAGAUUACGCAAAAUAAGAAUGUUGGGUUUUUUAAGCAUUCUAAAUAUUGUACUGCCACUGCAGCUGUUGAUGGAAGGGUUGGAAGUGCUGUGCUAAUUGCUCCAAUCUGCGCCAACCUGAUCUGCGCCACCAAGAUGUGCUUAAAUGGCAAUUUACAUGUGCAAUGACAAGUUUAGUCGAGUUUUGUCAUCGACCGAGCAACACUCAACACGCGUGGGCUACACAAAGGACACAACCGCGUUCAUAUCAAAUUAAAUCGGUCAUGUCGUAUUUCAGUUGAUGCAUGAAUCUUGCGCCACGUGACUAGAAUGCAUGAAUCUUGUUAAGGUGGCAUUUGUGUUCAUACGUCAUUAUGAGACUCUGAGAGCAAAGCUGAUAAUAAAGACUGCAGUGGUGUUGCAAAA